Penaeus indicus is the source of this 1608-nucleotide messenger RNA. RefSeq names its product prolyl 4-hydroxylase subunit alpha-3-like. Gene Ontology annotation, molecular function: procollagen-proline 4-dioxygenase activity; L-ascorbic acid binding; protein binding. Lineage: Eukaryota; Metazoa; Arthropoda; Malacostraca; Decapoda; Penaeidae. Bases 1 to 1608 code for a protein of 535 amino acids. Gene Ontology annotation, biological process: peptidyl-proline hydroxylation to 4-hydroxy-L-proline. Gene Ontology annotation, cellular component: endoplasmic reticulum. The transcript has 10 exons. The record is from RefSeq and is a predicted model, not a curated record.
AUGCGCAUAUCUUCCGAAAAGACACCCGAAGAAGCUCAAAACCUGAAGAAGGCUCAGUAUACGCCGCCCUUGAGCACCUCGACUUACCACCUGUCAGGCCUCGCAAGGGAUGAGAUCCGCGCGACGGCCAAACUGCAGGACUUGACGGAGGCCUUGUCCGGUGCUCUCGACGUGGCCAGCAGAUAUCUGUCGUCUUGGGAGGAGCUCGAGGCCGCGGGCGUGGAUGCAGAAGGAUUCGCGAGCCAUCCCCUGCACGCCUACGCCCUCACCAAGCACGUGAGUCUGGGCUGGCCGCACGUGCAGGCUUCCUUACGUGCGCUCAGUGACCGCUCCCAGGCCAUAGAAUUUCUGCUGGGCCGCACGAGAACCCGCGGCGUCCCCACGGGCGAGGACCUGGCCACGGUGGCGGGGGGGCUGGCCAGGCUGCACGACUACUACAGCCUCAACCUCACCGCCCUCGCCCACGCCCAGCUCGUCUCGGCGAUCGACGCUCACCCGGUCCCCGCUAGAAUCACGCCCACAGCGCUCGACCUGCACCGCAUCGGCUCCGCAGCCGUAUCUCAUAACGUCCUGAACUCUGGCGUGGACUUCCUGAAGGCCGCCCUGGACCGCUGGGAUGGCAACGCCUCCUUCGUCAGGAGCUUAGAUGCUUUUGACGCGCACGUAGAUCUUGAUGAUGUUAUGAAGACCUUUAAGAAAGCAACGAGAAUUCACGACCAGCUUCUCGAGAAAAAGGGCUCCCGCUCCAAACUGCACAGCACACACGCCUCGCCGCUCAACAGGACGCUGGCGAGGAAGAGGAAGUACCACAAGAAAGAAGAGGUUCACCUGGGUAAGCUUGGGGCCGAAGCACAGGGUAUGAAGCAGUAUUUGCGUCUGUGUCGUGGCGAGGAUCUCAGGCCAGUUGACAUAACGUCCCGCCUGUACUGCCGCUACGUGACCAACGGCUCGCCACUCUACAAGAUCGGGCCGCUGCGGAUGGAGGUGCAGUCGCUGGACCCGUACGUGGUGACGUUGGAGGAGGUGGUCACGCCCUCGGAGGCCGCCGCCCUGGUGAGAUCGAGCGCAGGGUUUCUCGAAAGGUCCUCCACCAUCAGGAACAACGGCGGGACACUGGAGAGCUUCAUGAGGACCAGCUCUACGACUUGGUUACCGGAUAAUGGCCACUCUCUGCUGUCUGUUCUCACGCACCGCAUUGAACAGCUGAUUGGCGUCAAUGCACGUGAUGGCGACGGAGCAGAAGUCUUUCAGGUGGUGAACUACGGCGUCGGCGGCCACUUCAGCGUCCACCACGACCACGUCCCCCUUGGCCUCGUCAAGGACCGUAUGCUGACGUUCCUGAUGUACCUUACUGAUGUUCCUCAAGGUGGGAGAACUGUGUUCCCGUGGGUGGGCGCGGGCGUGCGUCCUAAACGUGGUUCUACACUCCUGUGGUCCAACAUGAACCGCGCGGGCGUACCAGACCACAGGGUUCAACACGGCGCUUGUCCAGUACUCAUGGGUGACAAGUGGGUGAUGAACAAAUGGAUUUACUACGGCGGGCAGUUCCGGACUCUUCCCUGCGUCCCCGGAGAUCCGUCCGCUCCUAUCCUACGGCCUUUGCGCUGA